Heteronotia binoei (common prickly gecko) is the source of this 2593-nucleotide messenger RNA. It is a transcript of the gene PSIP1, whose product is annotated as PC4 and SRSF1 interacting protein 1. The transcript has 17 exons. Gene Ontology annotation, biological process: regulation of transcription by RNA polymerase II. Bases 155 to 1891 code for a protein of 578 amino acids. Gene Ontology annotation, molecular function: transcription coregulator activity; double-stranded DNA binding. The record is from RefSeq and is a predicted model, not a curated record. NCBI's taxonomy places the organism in Eukaryota, Metazoa, Chordata, Lepidosauria, Squamata, Gekkonidae. Gene Ontology annotation, cellular component: nucleus.
UUUCUUCCCGCCAAAACGGGGGAGGCGAAGGGUCAGGGUAGCGAGGAGAGAACUGCGGUGGCCUGACAGUGCUGGGAAAGGGGCGGUUUGGGCGAGUUCGCCUUGAGAACAACGCUUAGAAGCUCCGAUAGGUUCGCCCGCAGCCAGCAACAACAUGACCCGCGAUUUCAAACCCGGGGACUUGAUCUUCGCCAAGAUGAAAGGCUAUCCCCAUUGGCCAGCCCGGGUUGAUGAAGUUCCUGAUGGAGCAGUGAAGCCACCUACCAAUAAAAUGCCUAUAUUCUUUUUUGGCACUCAUGAAACAGCAUUUUUGGGACCAAAAGAUAUAUUCCCCUAUGCUGAAAAUAAGGAGAAGUAUGGGAAACCAAAUAAGCGAAAAGGCUUUAAUGAAGGACUAUGGGAAAUUGACAACAACCCCAAAGUUAAGUUUUCCAGUCAGCAACCCCAUCCUGCUAUUGAUGCUGCAGUAGUUAAAGAAACUGCUCAAGAAAGCAGCCCAGAUGUUACAGAGGAGAAUGAAAAGAUGGGUCCUAAACGGAGAAAAUCUACAGCUCUUAAAGGAUCUGCUAAACAGGAUAAUAUGCCUCCUGAAACUGAAAUUGAAGAAAAAGAGAUGGAAGCGCCAAAAGAAGAAGAUCCUUCAGAAAAACCCAAUAGUGAAGAUGUAGAGAAAGCAAGUGAUGUACCAGUUCCAAAGGUUGCUAGAAGAGGGAGAAAAAGAAAGAUUGAAAAACAAGCAGACGCUGAGGAGGAGGCAGCAGCAGUGGUAGCGGCAGCUGGAGCUGUAACAACAGCAGUAGUGGCUACAGGUCCAAAAGCAAGUCCUAAAAGAGGAAGGCCCGCAACUACUGAAGUAAAGGUUCCAAAACCUAGAGGGAGACCCAAAUUGGUGAAGACACCUUGUCCUCCUGAGAGUGACAUUGUUCAUGAGGAAGAUAAGAAUAAAAGAAAGGGAGCUGAAGAAAAACCACCCAAAAAACAGCAGAAAAGGGAUGAGGAAAGUAAUAGGGAAGAAGAAAAGCUAAGGAAGGAUGCAGACAAAAAAGAGGGGAAAAAGGAAGUUGAGACAAAAAGGAAAAACAUCCCUAAAGUGGGAUCAGCAUCGGCCUCCGAUUCUGAAGAUGAUGGUGAAGAGCAGGAAGGAAAUAAAAAGAAAAAAGGAGGAAGAAAUGUCCAAGGGGCUUACAGAAGGAAUAUUUUAAAAGCUCAACAUGAGCGUGAGGCUACAGAAAGAAAACAUAAGCAAGAAGAGCAAAUGGAAACAGAGUUACAAAGCAAAGAAGAAGGCAAGAAACCAGAAGCUAAGAAGAUGGAGAAAAAGCGAGAAACAUCAAUGGACUCUCGUCUGCAAAGGAUACAUGCAGAAAUAAAAAAUUCACUCAAAAUUGACCAUCUUGAUGUAAACAGGUGCAUUGAGGCCUUGGAUGAACUUGCUUCACUUCAAGUAACAAUGCAGCAAGCUCAGAAGCACACAGAGAUGAUUUUGACCCUCAAGAAAAUACGAAAGUUCAAGGUCAGUCAAGUCAUCAUGGAGAAGUCUACUAUGCUCUACAAUAAAUUCAAGACCAUGUUUCUUGUUGGAGAAGGAGACUCUGUUCUUUCACAAGUGCUGAAUAAGUCACUUGCUGAGCAGAAGCAGCAUGAGGAAGCGAACAAAACUAAGGAACAGUGGAAGAAAGGGCCAAACAAGAAAACAGAAAAAGAUAGAGAGCAAACAGGCACAAAAAUAGUCAACGGAGGUUCUGAUGCUCAGGAUGCAAACCAGUCACAACAGAAUGGAGGAAGCACAGAGGAAAAAAGAGAGAAGCUUGAUGCAGGCAGUAAGAAAAAAAUGUCUGGUGAUGGAAGAGAACAAGAGAAGACAAAGGUUCCCACCUCUGAAAAUGAAUGAAUGCAGCCUAAUUUUUGUAAAUCACACAUUAAAGAGGACUAUAAGGGUUUGCAUUUGAGAAUUAGAUUGCUGAAAGUUUUAAAUUUUAUAAACAUAGUAUUUUAAUGUGUACAAUUUUGUGGGGAUUGUGAAGAAUCCCCUUUAACCUUUUAUUUUAAAAAUAUUUAAACAUCCUAAUAGCAUUUGCCCAGUAUUAACAGGCAAUAUGCAGUUCAGGUGUAAAGACCAAGUCAAUUUAGAGACUGAAAAGUGUUUGUAUGUUUAAUGACUAGCACUGUAGUAUAUGUUUCCCUGACUACUCUCUGUUCAUUUUUGGUCAGUGACAGGAAGAAAGUUACUUUUCUUUUAAAGUUGCCAAACUGUUCCACUUGUAUAAAUCUAUUUUUUUUUCCUGUUGUCUGUGCAUAGUUUUCAGAUCUGUUAUUUGCCAAAGUGUUUGUUCACUGUGUUUUGUAAGAAGCUGGAAGCGUUUUGUAGCAGCAGUAUACGUAUAUUCAGUGAAUUCUUUAUAAAGAAGUUAGUUUUGUUCUUGAAAGCUAAUUGUGCCAAUUUAAUAUGCUCUAACUUUCUGUGGUAUGCUUUGGAUAUUCUAGAUAUCAUACUAAGGAAACUGGUGUUUCCAGUAAAAUUACUGAUGCACAUCAGUCAAAAAAACAGUCUUGAAACAAUUUGUUUAAAAAAAAAUUAAAGUUAUGGAGAAAA